AUGGAAGCAUUAGCUGGUGCUGGUUUAGUCCCAUUACCAAAAAACCAUAUGAUGAAGAGUAAAUUUUAUAUUGAACCAAUUUUCAAGCCAGAUGGUUUAUAUCCAGUAUUGGAUACGGUUGCAACAGAAGUUAAAGAUCAAGAAGAUCAAGUCGAUGAAUCACCUGUUAAACUUACACCAUAUCCAACACUUGUUGAAUUACAAUCAAUAGCUGAAGAACAAAAACCUGGCGCACCUGCAGUUAUUGAACCUCCAUCAAUUGAACCAUUAAAAGAUUUUCUUGAAAAACGUCAAGCAACAAUUGUAGGUUUAAAAGAACUUCGUACACGUAUGGCUAAACAUAUUUUAAAUGGAAAAAUUGCUAAUACAGUUGGUAAUUCAGCAUCUAUUAUUGGUGGAAUUUUAUGUUUUGUUUUUCCACCUGUUGGUGUUCCAGUAUUACUUGCUGGUACUGCCACUAGUCUUGGCACUUCAAUUACAGAAAGUGUUAUUGAAAAACGUCUACGAACUAAAUAUACAAAUAUGUUAAGAGAAGAUUCAAUGGCAAUGCAAAUUUGUGAAUCAAAUUUAAAAGAUAUAACAGCAUGGCUUGUUACUGUUUAUUCACUUGGUUAUUCCGUAUCAAAAGCAGGAGUGAAUUUUUUACAACUUUCUCAAGCUAUUCAAGCAGCUUCAACAUUAGGGUCGUGGGCUGAACUUGUAGGACAAUUGCCAUCAUUAGCUGGUGCUCUUGCAACUGGUGCUAAAACAGCUGGAACAAUUAGCGGAAAAAUUCUUGGUGUAUCCGUUAUUAUUUCUGUUGCCGAUCUUAUACAUACAUGGGUAUCAAAAAGUGCAACAUUAAAAUCAAUAGAUAAAGAUAUUGCAUUACUUGAACAACAAUUAGUUGAAUUACAAAGAAUUGCUGAUGCUUAUCAUCCUUAG
Molecule: messenger RNA, 924 nt
Organism: Adineta steineri
Lineage: Eukaryota; Metazoa; Rotifera; Eurotatoria; Adinetida; Adinetidae
Source: the annotation of a GenBank genome assembly